Leptomonas pyrrhocoris is the source of this 1305-nucleotide messenger RNA. RefSeq lists its product as hypothetical. The record is from RefSeq and is a predicted model, not a curated record. The coding region runs from base 319 to 1305 and encodes 328 amino acids. Lineage: Eukaryota; Euglenozoa; Kinetoplastea; Trypanosomatida; Trypanosomatidae. The transcript has a single exon.
AGCUCCCAAACUUGCGCAGUUGCGCACGUGCACCCAUCUCCUCUUUUCAUCCAACCCCCUCUUUUUUUCCCCCUUUCUCUGCGUUGGUUCGUCGGAGAAGACAGAAAUCGCUGUCGUGCGUUUUCUUGUCGCUUUCGUUGCUUCUCAUUGUUCUAUUUUUCAUUUUCUCUUUCUGUUGUUUCUUUGAGAUAUUUUCAAAGGACGCGUGAGGCGGUCGUAUUCUUCUUCGCCUUGCAUCCCCAAAUAAGUGGAUUGGAGAAACAAACAAAAAAAAGUCUCAAACAGUGAGGCAUCGACGGCAGCGCGGUCGACGUCGUCAUGCAAAGCAACGGAAAUUACAUGCAGAUGCAGGCCGGUGGCCUGCACCCGCAGCAGAUGGAGUGGCUAAUGCAGCAGCAGCGGAUGCAGGGUGGCAGCCCGCAGGCCGUCUCGGCCUCCCGUGCCUACCACCUGGAGCCGAUGAACGUGCCACAGCAGCAGCAGCAGCAACAGGGACAGUUGUCGCCGCACUCGAGCAAUGCAAUGAUGAACAACGGCGUCGGAGGGGCCCAUCAAUACGGACCGAUGGGGAUGCUACCACCGCAGCAGCAGAUGGGCAUGGGUGGCUACGGCGGACCGAACAUGAUGAUGAUGGCCCCACAGGGCGGCAACGGUGCUGCGUACGCUGGCGCCAACUUCGGCGGCACGCCCUCACCUCUCCACAACAAUAACGGCGGCGAGGCCGGUGCGGGCGAGUGGAAUCAGGUGAACUUCCAAAACGUUUUCAGCAACGCCGCAGACCCGCAGACGCAGCAGAACGUCUUUAAGCUGGAUGAUGGCAAGCCGCUGCCCUUCCCACCGGGCCAUCUCCUCGCCCAGUACCCGCCCGACUACCAGCAGCAGAUGGUCUUUUACUAUCGUCUGCUGCGGCUGCAGUACCCGGAGUUGUACCAGCAGUACGUCGACUACUACAACACCUUUUACGAGCCCCUCUACAACCCGCCCGCGCCGACGCCGGAGGUAAAGGAGCGUCGUGCGCCGCCGCCAAAGAAAAAGAACGGGCCCCCGCCACCGCAGCAGCAGCAGCGGCCGACGCCCCCGCCGCAGACGGCACCGCCGCCGCAGCCUAUGCAGCCGCUGCCGCCGCCGGUGCAGGGGUCUCCGCAGAAGAAGCAGGAGGGUUUGCAGCGGUCCAACUCUAACGUGAGCAGCGGCCUCACCCGGCAGAGCUCGCUGCGGCGUCAGAAUUCGAUGCGGCGUGCGGAGGUGAAUCAUCUGAAGAACGAAGGUGGGCUGAAGCGACUGCCCAGUAUGCACCAGUCGUAA